Molecule: messenger RNA, 3431 nt
Organism: Ceraceosorus guamensis
Lineage: Eukaryota; Fungi; Basidiomycota; Exobasidiomycetes; Ceraceosorales; Ceraceosoraceae
Exons: 7
Coding region: 36-3293 (1085 amino acids)
Cellular component (GO): membrane
Molecular function (GO): ABC-type transporter activity; ATP binding; ATP hydrolysis activity
Source: RefSeq, a predicted model, not a curated record
CCCCAACUCCUCAUCUCACCUCUUCAUCCUUUAAGAUGCGUCCGCGAGUCACCAUGAGAGGCAGGCGUAUUCUUGCCCUUGGGGUCCUCGGUGCCCUAUGCUGCUCGCUCGUGCGAGCAACCAUGAGCGAGCAAGCCGUCUGGGGUUUCUACAAUCCCUCGGAUGUACCUUCAGAUCCCUUCUCUUCUCGCCUCGUAGACAAGAGACCUUCAAGCUGCCCACCCUGCCCCGAGCCUAGCUGCUUCAAUUGCAAGCUUCCCAAAUUCAAUUGCGCUCAAUUUGGAGAUUGCAGAGACUAUGAUGGUCAGUGCACAUGUCCUGUAGGCUUUGGAGGACAAGAUUGCUUGAGCCCCCUCUGCGGAUCUCCAAUCGAUGGCGAUAGACGCUUCCCAAAGGAUGAAGAGGACAAGAAUGGAAAGAUGUGCGAAUGCGCACCUGGAUUUUUUGGUCUGAACUGCAAUGUAUGCGUUCCUCCGCCCGGCGACGCAAAUCUGACCCUGCCGGCGAGUAGCGUCAAUCCUUGCGCCGAGUUCAAAUUAGGGGGCGAAAGGUUGGGCGAGAAUGCCACUUGCUACACGGGCGGCAGCACCAUCAACCAGAGCUUUCAGGAAUGCGCAGUGACGAACAAGAAGAUCACCGACAUGCUGCCCGGUAGACCGCCCAGGGUGACGUUUAGCUGCCAGCGCAGAGAAGAGGACAGGGAUGUGGAGGAUUGCAAUUUCCAGUUCUGGAUCGGACCUAAGGAAUCCUUCUUUUGCGGCUUGGAAGACUGCACAGAGACGCUAGACCGAUCGCCCGCCAGCAACAAUACUCGCCACGAGUGCAAAAAGGCUCGAUGCGAGUGCAUACCUGGACGCAUGCUGUGCGGAGAAAGCGGUAGCGUGGACAUUGGCGACUUUUUGCAGGAAGAGAUCAAGGGACCUGCUAGCAUGACGUGCAGGAGCGGAAGGGAAGGGAAGCGGAUCUGUACGUUCGAGGAGCCGGGAAUGAGCCAACUCAUAUCGGACGUAUUCGGAGACUCUGCCAUUUUCCUCUCGUGCGACUCUGGAGAGUGCGUGCACUACAGUCAAGUACCAGGCUACGCCACUCCGCUACCUGAUGCUCCACCAGUAUUCUGGGUGGCUUUCAGCGCAGCGGCUGCCAUCGUCCUUGUCAUCAGCUUCUCCAUUGCGCUUUGGUUCCUUGGCAGGCACUACAAGCAUGAAGAAUCUCAAGUUAGGUUGCCGGAGGACGAGAUGGACAGACUGUUGAAGGAGCACGUGCCUGCCGCACUUCACUUUGAGAACGUGGGAUACAGCAUCAGCGAGAGAACAGUCUUGGAUGGGAUCACGGGCUGCGUCAAACCGGGCCAAGUCAUGGCUAUUGUCGGCGCUUCAGGCGCCGGCAAGUCUACUUUCCUUGACAUUCUUGCAGAUCGCAACAAACGUGGAGCGACUCAUGGCGACGUGCUCGUCAAUGGUCGCCGGAUCAGCAGUGCGGACUACAAGCGCGUCGUUGGUUUUGUCGAUCAAGAAGACUGUCUUAUGCCAACCUUGACCGUCUACGAGACCGUCCUGUACUCUGCUCUGCUGAGGCUGCCACGCGAAAUGUCGCUCGAAGCCAAGCGAUUCCGAACGCUUGAGACAAUAUCUGAGCUGGGACUCUUAGGUGUCAAGGACUCGCGCGUGGGCUCGGCUGGUCAUCGCAGCAUCAGCGGAGGAGAAAAGAGAAGAGUGUCGAUAGCGUGCGAAUUGGUCACUAGUCCAAGCAUCCUCUUUUGCGACGAGCCAACUUCUGGGCUGGACUCUUUCAAUGCUUUCAACGUCGUCGAGAGUCUCGUGACGCUAGCCCGCAACUACAACAGGACGGUCGUCUUUACCAUUCAUCAACCAAGGUCCAACAUUGUCGCCCUCUUCGACCAGCUCGUCCUGCUCGCCAAGGGGAAGAUGGUGUACUCCGGCCCGCUGUCGGCAUGCGCGCCUUACUUUGAGGGUAUUGGACACGGAUGUCCGACUGGCUUCAACCUCGGCGACCACCUCGUCGACUUGACGGCCGAGGCGAGCCUUUCAGAGAAGCCCAGCCAACAGGCAAGCACAAGCGUUUCUCGACCUCUGUCGAGCGCGGGGCUAUCUGACGUGCGUGCGGGUGAUUUUGCAGAUGAGGAAGCUGCUGCUGGUUCCAGCACCGAGCUGCGCACCAGACCAGGCUCCACCGUCGACCCGUCCAACGGUAAGCAGUCCCUCAGACACAAGACCAGCAAGCUGGCAGCUGGGGUCCGCAACGCUCUUGGUUCGCGUCCAUUGGCAACAGCACAGAUCACGCCUCGCUUGGCGGCAUUAGUGGAUACGUAUGCGAAGAGCAGCGUGUCUGAAGAGCUUCAAAAGGAGAUCAGAUCGUUUGAGAACGAGGCUGGCUCGGCUUCAUUGCCAGAUGUCAGCGAUCCAGAGAGAUCAUUGCAGGGAUACGAGAAAGCUAGCCUGUGGACUCAGCUCGUCAUUCUGAGCGGAAGGGCUUUCAAGAAUUUGUAUCGCAACCCCAUGCUUAUGGCUGCGCACUACACCAUGAGCUUGGUUCUAGCCGUACUGAGCGGCUUGCUAUACGCCAAUGUGACAAACGACAUUGCCGGUUUCCAAAACCGCCUGGGCCUCUUCUUCUUUAUCCUCUCCCUCUUUGGCUUCUCGACGCUGACUUCGCUCGGCCUGUUUGCAGAGGAGAGGGCUCUCUUUGUCCGGGAGCGCGCAAACGGCUACUACUCUCCCAUUACCUACUUUUUCUCCAAGCUCAUCUUUGACGUCUUGCCGCUUCGCGUCAUCCCGCCGUUCAUCCUGGGAGGAAUCGUCUACUUCCUCGUCGGACUCUUGCCCUCCGUAGCAGCUUUCUGGUCCUUUAUCGCCGCGUUGGUGCUCUUCUCGCUGGCCGUUAGUGCAGUGGUGCUCUUUAUCAGCAUCUCCAUCAAGGACAAGGGCGUUGCAAACCUCGUAGGAAGCCUCGUCAUGCUGGCCGGCAUGGUGUCUAGCGGAUUUUUGGUCAAUCGCAACUCCACACCUUGGUGGUUGCAGAAAGCUUUUGGCGUCAGUCCUUUCAGGGCAGGAUUGGAAGUGCUGCUCAUCGUACAGGUCAAGGAUUUGACCCUCAAAGAACACCGCUACGGCGUUGAUGUCGAGCUGCCUGGCGCGACCAUCUGUGAGUGCCAUUCGUCGCACGCUCUCCGAGCACACUCGUUCGCUAAUCGCACAUGCGUGCGCAAACAUUCACUACAGUGUCGGCAUUCGGCUUCGAUGCUCAAGCGCUGUCUUUUGACAUGUCUGCUCUAGCAGGCUGGACCAUCUUUUUCUGGUCAGCUUCUCUCACUUGGUUGAUAUUGUACACCAAGGAGAGAAAGUAGCGCUGGCCACUCAUUCUGAUCAUCCUGCAAAUGCCGAUGCCGUAUUGUUCCCCCCUUUGCGCUCACG